AUGUUCCUCGCCUUCGAGCUUCAAAUAUCCAGAGUAUACGUCUCGCCGCAUCUGCAGGGCUUCCUCGAGCCGUCCGAGCGAUUGAUACGUGCACGCAAGAUUGCCCUGCGCGGUGAGUAGGUUGCGUGGCACGCGCAGCCACGAAUACACUAGGGCAUUAUGAUGUAAAAACAAUUUAAGCUGCAAGUCCAAUUGAACGCCGAGGAAGAGUCGUGCUCACGCUUGUGGACAGGUCGGCAGAGCCCUCGAGGCGUUGCUCGAGUUCGACCGGCGGCCCGCCGCGUCGCGUCCCAUUUUGCACGCUGUGAGAUUGACGCGUACACGCGGCGCCGGUGCGAGGCCGCGGAGGAAUCGAGGAGGGAGCUCGAGGCCCGCCUCGCGGACUUCACUGUGAAUGGGCGCGGCGGCGAGGAGCUCCAGCGGUGCAAGAAGGAGCGCAAGGUGCUGAUCCGGGCCGUCCGGGAGCUCAGGCGAAGGGUCCGGAAGCUGCGCGAGGCGGACCGCAAGGCCGACGCCGUGUCGGCCUACUGGGGGUCGGGCCAGGAGCCCGUCGUCCCCUCCACGCAACGCGCCGACGACGACUGGAUCGAGGUCUACCUAAAGGAGCUCCACGUGUCCGACGACGAGGACGAGGCGCCGCCUGCACCACCGCCUUCACUACCGCGGGACGGGGACGCCUUCGACGCCGCGGCGGCGGCGGCGCGGGGCACGGCGGCGGCGGCGGCGCGCUUCGUGCGCGCGCGGCUGCCGGCGCCCUCGCCUCCCGGGUCGCGGGAGCCGCGGGUCGAGGCCAUUUAAGUUAGGGUGUUGUUUGUUGUUUACUUCUCGUAUGUAGUUCGCGAGAGUGGUCUGCAGGGAGAUGUCCGGUGCGCCAAAGCGCGCCGCGGCAUAGAACACUGAGCCUCUUGCACGGACGACGCGUCCUCGUAAUGGUCUCGUCGCCGCCAGAAGGCGGGAUCCCGCCCGGCGCUGUUUCGAGGAGUAGUAGCUGCUGCGGGGAGUGAAUAGUCUGUCUGUGAGGAACCACUGAGGAUGAACGCGGCCUCGCUCGUCGCGCCGGA
Molecule: messenger RNA, 1061 nt
Organism: Pelagomonas calceolata
Lineage: Eukaryota; Pelagophyceae; Pelagomonadales; Pelagomonadaceae
Source: the annotation of a GenBank genome assembly